GUUGAUUCCUUCUGAUUCUGAGACAGAAGAAGGAAGAACCAAUAACAGAGGAAUCCAAGUUCCUUUCUAGGGACCGCGAUUCCUCAUUCAUUCAUUCAUAUGCUUCUUCAACUUUCUCCUCUCUUCUCCCUCUAACUCAGGCGCAUUAUAUCUAGCUAGCACUCUUGGUCCAAGGAAAUAGAGCGAAUGUUCCACUGUGGAAUUAACUUAUUUUGAGGCAGAUUCUUUCAUCUCAGGGAGAUUAUAGCACAGUGCCUGAAUCCUUUUUAGUGAGUUGGCAUCAAUCAUGUUGGGUGGAUUUGUAAAAAAAUUCGCUUCCACAAUGGGAGGCUGCGCUUCAAAGCCGAACAGGAAGAGUAAUGUUCAUAAAAGAGAACACAAAAAAUUUAGGAAACAUGCUUCACUUGGUGACAUAACAAAGAAAAGGCAUAGCAAUGCUUCAGCCACCCGCCGGAAAUCUGAUGUUUCUAACAUGAAGUUGCAUCUUGCCCAACUCCAAUACCAGAGCCAUAGUAAAAAAGAUGCAAGUGGAAAAACCCAUGAGGAUGCCUGGUUUGACUCAGUUAGCAUUAUAGAAUCUGAAUCAGAUGAUGAUUUUAUUAGUGUACUUGGAGAUGGUUUUCCCUUUGUCACUAAUAAUGCUUUGGGAAGUGUCCCAAACACCCAGUUACUCCAACAUGAAAAUGCAUCAUGCUUGGUAGAUUCAGGGUGUAAAUAUGAUCGGUUAUGUGAUAGCUACUUCAAAGCAGGUGUACCUGAGAGAUUUCUUUGUCGUCCUAGAGCUGGCCUUCAGAUUCUAAAUACAACUCAAGAGAAGCCAUGCCCCAGUUCCUGGUCUGCAGUUUCACCUUCAGUUUUCAACCUCCGCGGAGAAAAAUAUUUCAGAGAUAAGCAAAAGUGUCCUGCUCCAGAUUUUAGCCCUUAUAUACCAAUAGGUGUUGAUUUAUUUGCGUGUCCCCGGAAGGUAAAUCACAUUGCUCAGCAUCUAGAACUUCCUUCUGUCAAAGAGCAUGAGAAAGUACCUUCCCUCCUUAUUGUUAAUAUACAGUUGCCAACAUAUGCUGCUAGCAUGUUCCCUGGUGAUGCUGAUGGGGAAGGCAUGAGCCUUGUAUUAUACUUUAAAUUGUCUGAGAAUUUUGACAAAGAUACCUCUCCUCACUUUCAGGAGAGCAUCAAGAGAUUAGUAGAUGAUGAGAUGGAAAUAGUGAAAGGUUUAACAAGGGAAAGCUUGGUUCCCUUUAGUGAAAGGCUAAAAUUUUUGGUAGGGGUGGUUAAUCCAGAGGACCUUCAGCUAAAAUCCGCAGAAAGAAAGCUUAUAAGUGCCUACAAUGGCAAGCCAGUGCUUUCACGCCCUCAACACAAAUUCUUUAAGGGACCUAACUAUUUUGAAAUUGACUUGGACAUACAUCGCUUUAGCUAUAUAUCAAGGAAAGCACUUGAUUCACUACGAGACCGUACAAAGAAUGUAGUACUUAAUAUGGGCAUAACUAUCCAGGCACAGAAGCAAGAGGAACUGCCAGAGCAUGUCUUAUGCUGCUUACGGCUGAAUAAAAUUGAUUUUGCUAACAAUGGUCAAAUUCCUACUAUUGUGGCUCUUGAUGAUAAUUAAUUAAUUCAUGGAGGCAUGAGGUGGCAAAUUGGGGUAAUACCCAGAUGAUCAUCUAUGGGGGGAAGACAUAAGACAAGACUGAGGGUUAUUUUGUAAAUCUAUUUACUUAACAAUGGAGGAAAAGGAAGAGAAGCAAAAUUUAAGCAUUUAGUGUUUUCUCUCAUGCAAGAUUUUUUUUUUCUUUUAGUGUAUGGUUUGGAUUUACCAUUUUGUCACUCAUUUGACAUCCCAUAUAUAAUAGAUUCUAAGGUCAUCUUUCUAGAGGUGGUCAAAUGGGAACUUACAUGUAAAUUUGAGAUUCCCCUAGGAGGAAUCAUUGAGUAGAAUGCAUUACUUUCUGAUA
Messenger RNA from Glycine soja, 1952 nucleotides. RefSeq names its product protein ENHANCED DISEASE RESISTANCE 2-like. Bases 287 to 1609 code for a protein of 440 amino acids. The transcript is spliced from 11 exons. Lineage: Eukaryota; Viridiplantae; Streptophyta; Magnoliopsida; Fabales; Fabaceae. The record is from RefSeq and is a predicted model, not a curated record.